UCCAGCUCUCCACCUUAUUAUCUCAGAUUCUCUAACAUCUGCAGUUCCUGCUAUCUCUGCAUGUUUUCUUUGACUGAGGGUGGAAAGAGGAGGAGGGGAAAGGUCAUAUUGACAAUCGCGAUCGAACCAAAAGUGGGUGGAGGAAGGGGCGGGAUGCAUUUGCCUUUCGGAAAGGGGGAGAGGAAAAAGAAAGCCGGCAGCGGAGGAGGGGCAGUCGGUUCUGCACGGCAAGGAAAGGGGUCGCGUGACAUGUGUUCGCGCUCUAGCCAACCCCCCCCAGUGCCGGAGGGGCGUUGGAGAGUGCUGGGCAGUGGAAGGCAGCAUCGGGCCACGUGAUCCGGUGGUGGUGGAGGAGGAGGAGCCGGUGGAAAGACGAGCUGGAGGUUGUCGUCGUCAAGGUUUUGAGCAGCGCCGCUGGGCGAGCAGAGGCGCGGAGUCACGCAGCAGCAGUAAGCAGCCAAUUGUCGCUCCGGUGACAAUCCACUGAGUACGGCACUGCCUGCGGGACGGGUCAACCGAGCAGCGGGGGAGACAGUCGGCAGUGAUGGGUCUGCUAUCGGAAGGGUCGCCAUUGAACUGGGACGAAACGAAGAGAUACGCCGAUCACGUCCGCAAGCAUGGCAUCAUCCAGUUCCUCAACAUCUAUCACAAAGUGAAGGACCGCCAGAAGGAUGUGCUGAAGUGGGGAGACGAGGUUGAAUAUAUGUUGUUGUCAUUUGAUCAUGAACAUCAAAAGGUUCAAGUGUUGCUGCAUGGAGAAGAGAUUAUUCAUGAGCUACAAAAUCGGGGUGAAAAAUCAAAUCCCAACCAUCCUACUCUUUGGAGACCUGAAUAUGGCAGCUAUAUGAUUGAAGGUACUCCAGGGCAACCAUAUGGAGGAACAAUGGCAGAUUUUAACACUGUGGAAGCAAACAUGAAGUUUCGUCGACAAGAAGUGUUUUCCUUAUUGAAAGUGAAUGAGACCAUCUGCACCAUCACUACUUUCCCCAGGCUGGGAUGUCAUCAGUUCACACAACCUGUACAUGAGCCGAAACCAGUUGAAAGUGGAGCAUCUAAAUCACUGUUUUUUCCUGAUGAAGCAAUUAACAAACAUCCAAGAUUUAGUACUUUGACGAGGAAUAUUCGGCACAGGCGCGGAGAAAAGAUAGCCAUUAACGUCCCAAUUUAUAAGGACAGAUGUGUUUCUUCUCCGUUUGUUGAAAAAUUUGUCAAUGAUGAUGGCGAAGCAGCAAGAGCAACAAAACCUGAUCACAUCUAUAUGGACGCUAUGGGGUUUGGUAUGGGCAAUUGCUGUCUUCAGGUGACAUUCCAAGCAUGUAGCAUCUCGGAAGCCAGGUAUCUGUAUGAUCAGCUCGCCACAAUUUGCCCUAUUGUGAUGGCUUUGAGUGCUGCUUCACCAUUUUAUAGAGGUUACGUGUCUGACAUUGAUUGUCGCUGGGGUGUAAUUUCAGCCUCUGUAGAUGACCGAACCAGGGAAGAAAGAGGUUUGGAGCCUCGUAAGCACAGCAAGUACAGGAUCAGUAAAUCCAGGUAUGACUCCAUUGAUAGUUACCUGUCGAAAUGUGGUGAAAAAUAUAAUGACCUAGAAUUAACAGUCGAUGAUGAAAUCUACAAGCAACUUCGAGAAGGAGGUAUUGAUCAUCUCCUAGCACAACAUAUAGCUCAUCUUUUUAUUCGUGAUCCUUUGACACUGUAUGCCGAAAAGAUAAACAUGGAUGACGCGAAUGAAUCUGACCACUUUGAGAACAUACAAUCCACAAAUUGGCAAACCAUGCGAUUCAAGCCUCCACCCCCAAAUUCUGAAAUUGGUUGGAGAGUGGAAUUUCGACCGAUGGAGGUCCAAUUGACAGAUUUUGAGAAUUCUGCAUAUGUGGUCUUUGUUGUGCUGUUAACCAGAGUGAUCCUUUCAUACAAGUUGGAUUUUCUUAUUCCACUCUCAAAAGUGGAUGAAAACUUGAUUGUGGCUCAAAAGCGUGAUGCUGUACGCCAAGGGAUGUUCUACUUCAGGAAAGAUAUUUACAAAGCUGGAAACCCAGUUGUCGAUGGCUGUGCUUGUACACAAAAUGGGAUCGAUUUGGAUUCGGAAGAAUAUGCAUUAAUGAGCAUAGACACAAUUAUUAAUGGAAAGACACAGACUGCUUCAGAAUCUGAGGAGUCUCAAAUGGUGCUGAACAUUUUGCAAUCAUUGAAUAUCCCCACUUCCAACCUUGUAAUGGAGUGGUCACUGGUGAAGCGCCUGAAGAUGGUUAGGCCUAGUACACUACUCUGAGGAUCUCCUGCAGAUAUGUCCGGGAGCUGAGCUGACAGACUUCCAAUGACCACACCAUCUUCCAAUGUGCCAGGUAUGACUCCAGUCAGCAAAGAGUUGUUGCCCGAUUCCCAUUGGCUUCAGUUUUGCUUGGGCUCCUUGCUGCCACACUAGAUCAAAUGCACCCUUGAUGUCAAGAUCUGUCACUUGGGUCACGUCUAGAAUCUAACUCUCUUGUCCACGUUUGAACCAGGGCUGUGAUUAGGUCAGGAACUGAGUGGCCCUGGUAGAACCCAAACAAGUAUCAGUGAGCAGCUACCUUCUGUUUAAAGAUACCUUCUAUCACAGAGAGUAGAUGGGGCAGUAAUUGGCUGGGUUGGAUUUGUCCUGCUUUUUGUGUACAAGAUAGACCUGGACAAUUUUCUACAAUUUUAGGUAGAUGUCAGUCUUCUAACUGUACUGAAACCGCUCAGCUAGGGGUGUACAGGUUUUGGAGCACAAGUCUUCUGUACUAUUACAGAAUAUUGUCAAAGCUUAUAGCCUUUGAAGUAUCUAAUCCCUCCGUCUGUUUCUUGAUACCACAUGAAGUGAAAGGAAUUGGUGGAAGAUGGGCAUGUGAGAUGCUGGGGACCUCCUGGAGGAGGCUGAAAUGAAUCAUUCACUUAACACUUCUGGCUGAAAAUUCGCUACUUGUCUUUUGCAUUUACGUGUUGGGUUCUCCCAUGAUUGAGGAUAGAGAUAUUUGUGGAUUCCCCCCCUCCUCCAAUGAGUUGUUUGACUGUCCACCACCAUUCAAGACUGGAUGUAGCAGGACUGCAAAGUUUUUAGAUCUGGUCUGUCAGUUGUGGGAUUGCUUAGUCCUGUUUAUCACCUAUACUUCUGCUGUUUUGGCAUGCAAGUAGACCUGUUUUGUAGCUUUUUUUUUUGGUAUGCCUGGCAUGCCCUCCUGCACUCUUCUUUGAACCAGGGUUGAUUCCCUGGCUUGAUGGUAAUGGUAGAGUUGAAGAUAUGCUGGCUCAUGGGGUUGGAGUACGUUUCUUGCUACCGAUGAGCCACGGUGCCUCGGAGGCACAGCUUUGAGUUGCUAGAUCUGUAUGAAGUCUGUCCCAUUCAGCAUAGUAAUUGUGCCACACAACACAUUGUAAGGUAUUAUUAGUAUGACGGCAGAACUUUGU
This is a messenger RNA of Rhincodon typus (whale shark), 3423 nucleotides long. It is a transcript of the gene gclc, whose product is annotated as glutamate-cysteine ligase, catalytic subunit. The transcript is spliced from 16 exons. Gene Ontology annotation, molecular function: glutamate-cysteine ligase activity. NCBI's taxonomy places the organism in Eukaryota, Metazoa, Chordata, Chondrichthyes, Orectolobiformes, Rhincodontidae. The record is from RefSeq and is a predicted model, not a curated record. The coding region runs from base 545 to 2269 and encodes 574 amino acids. Gene Ontology annotation, biological process: glutathione biosynthetic process. Gene Ontology annotation, cellular component: glutamate-cysteine ligase complex.